AUGGCAAAGGAACCGUCCAUUUUCCCCGUCCUGCUGUCGGGCGCAGCUUUUGGGGCGGCCCUGACGGCAGCUGGCGUCUAUCAGCCCGCCGUCAUCACCUCGCAGCUCAAGCUCCAGAACUGGCACAUGAUGCAGUCCUUCCUGACGGCCACUGCCGGUAGCGUCCUCAUAUCCGCCCUAGUCCAGUGGCUAGGCCACGCCGAGCUCCCGCCGCGCGGGUUCUCGUCGGUCCGACUCCUCGGCCGCGCCGACGCCAACGCCGCCGGCGGCGCCCUCCUGGGCUGUGGUAUGGCCCUGGCCGGCGCCUGCCCGGGCACCGUGGUCCCGCAGGCCGCGCUCGGCGUCGCCUCGGGCCGCUGGGCGCUGGUCGGCGGCGUCCUGGGCGGCCUCGCCUGGAGCGGUCUGCUGCGCCCGUGGACGGCGGCGCGGCGCCGCAGCGCGCAGGCUGCUGCUGCUGCUGCUGCUGCUGCCGGGCUCGAGAAGACGGGCGGCGCCGGGGGCAAUGGCGAGAAUACAUGGCGGGCCAGCCUGACGGUGUACGAGAGCCUGGGCGUCAGCUACGUGGCGGCAUUGGUUGUGAUGGAGCUGGCGCUCGGCGCCGCCGUCAAGAUUGUGAUGGGCCUUGGAAACUACAGCAAUGGCUCUGCCGGGACUUAUAAACAACAACAACAACAACAACAGCCGGUGCACCCCGUCAUCGGUGGCCUCCUCAUAGCCUCCGCGCAGCUCGUCUCCUUGCUGGCUCGCAAAGCCAUGCUGGGCAGCUCGGCGGCGUUCGAGGACGCGGCCGACCAUCUGCUCUGGCUGUGGGGGCGGUUUCUCUCUACAGGCGCCGACAGCCGCCCCGGUAGCAAGGAGGGCAAGCAGCCACGGCCCAAGACCGGCUCGCUGGUGUUUGCGGCGGGAAUGGCCCUGGGAGCCUGGGUGCUCGGCAGGGGGUGGGCCCCAGCAGCAGCAGCAGCAGCCCUACCCGGGCCGCCAGCGGCGGGCGGCUCGGCGGCUCGGGCGGCGCUCGGGGGGUUCCUGAUGAUAGUCGGGUCCCGCCUGGCGGGGGGCUGCACGUCAGGGCACGGCAUCAGCGGCAUGUCACUGCUUUCCAUAUCGAGCAUGGUCACGAUCGGGUCUGCGUUUGCAUCGGGUAUUGUGCUUUCGACCAGGUUCCUGUCUUGA
This is a messenger RNA of Gaeumannomyces tritici R3-111a-1, 1170 nucleotides long. Its product is annotated as YeeE/YedE family protein. The coding region runs from base 1 to 1170 and encodes 389 amino acids. The transcript is spliced from 2 exons. The record is from RefSeq and is a predicted model, not a curated record. Lineage: Eukaryota; Fungi; Ascomycota; Sordariomycetes; Magnaporthales; Magnaporthaceae. Gene Ontology annotation, cellular component: plasma membrane.